CUCACUGUUACGAAAGCAGGCAACGGAUAAACACAUACAUCACUAACACUGCUGAAGAAGCAACAACAACAAAAACCAUGGGAGGGGUGACAGUUGAUGUCGAAUAUUGUGGAGGAUGAGGAUACGGGCCCCGCUAUCAGGAGCUCGCCCGGGUUGUCAAGGGCGAGUUUCCCGAUGCGGCUGUGUCAGGCACCGUGGGAAGAAGUGGCAGCUUUGAGAUUCAAAUCAACGGGCAGCUGGUCUUCUCCAAGCUUGAGCAAGGAGGUUUCCCAUAUGAGGAUGAUAUCAUGAACGCUGUCCAGUGCGUAUAUGACGGGAAACCGUUACAGAAGAUCACCAAAAGCCGUGCACCAUGUGUCAUCAUGUAAACCUUCCUCUCUCUGUCCUUGCCCUCACCUACCAGCAGCAUCGAGACAAGGAUAGUGCAACUGCGUAUACUGCUACCACCACCUCCGGUAUACCCUGACCCUGUUAACAAAGACUGGGAUAAAACCUUAAAUCCAACAGAGGUGCACUAUGGCCACAAGCCCCUUUCUGUGAUGCAGAGAGUGACCAUCUAACGCUGCUCUGCUGUCUGGCUCCCCUCUAUGUUCUCACUGCGGUGCUCCAGGCUGUUAAUGAUUACUGUAGCCUAAAAUAUAAAGGUUAUGGUAUGAUGAAUCCAUUCCUGGAGUUUCCUGCUUCUGAGCUCAGAGACGGGGAGAAGCUUUAGCAGACGGGUUGGAGGGAGCUCACUUUUCAUUUCCUCUUUUCUUACAGCCUCAUUGCCUGGCGUACUCUAACUGCCUAACUGUCUAUCCCUUUUUCUGUUUUUGCUUGUGUUUAUUCAUCUCAAAUGCAACUAACAAUUAUCAUUAAAAUGCAAGGACAGGACAAAUUGGUUGCACAUUAUUUUCUAAGUAUAAAAGUUUUCUGCCUCUGUUCUAUACUGUAACUAAAGCAUUUUUUUACCCCUGAGAUUUGAUAACAAUGUCAAAUACUAUGUUGACUGUACGGGUUUUAGAUAGAAAAUCAACAUCAUAAUCUGCAGUGGGUAAAUGCAAAGCUAAAAUAGUUUUCUUUCUUUAACAAAUUGGAUUGGUUUUAAACAUUAAAAUCAUUGAUCUUAACACUGCCUUUGUGUGCAGCCGCUUAACCCCCCCCCCCCCCCCCCUUUUUUUGUUAUUCCAACUGUCCAGUCUGAAUUAUUAUUUUUUUUUUAUUUUUUUGUUCCUGUUCAAAUGAAACUGGUCAGGUAAUGGAGAAUUCAUCAGUAGUGCUUCUGAAGACCACCACCCACUGGUCUGUCAGCUCACACUUAUUAGAUGUCAGCUCAUUCUCCACAAAUCAUGUAGUAGUUUAUUCUGAUGUAAAAAAAAAAUCUAGUCUUUGAAUAAAGGUAAUGGUUUUUAAAA
This is a messenger RNA of Scomber scombrus (Atlantic mackerel), 1394 nucleotides long. Its product is annotated as migration and invasion enhancer 1-like. The record is from RefSeq and is a predicted model, not a curated record. Gene Ontology annotation, biological process: negative regulation of apoptotic process; positive regulation of filopodium assembly. NCBI's taxonomy places the organism in Eukaryota, Metazoa, Chordata, Actinopteri, Scombriformes, Scombridae. The transcript is spliced from 4 exons.